CCCUGACUAACACACGCCACUGUGGCCAAUGGAUGAACAGUUUUGAAAUAAAAUGACAGAUUACGGAGAGGAGCAGAGGAACGAGUUGGAAGCAAUAGAGUCAAUUUACCCAGACUCGUUUACAGUGCUUUCGGAGGAACCCACUAGCUUUACAAUCACUGUUGCCUCAGAUGCAGGAGAAACCGGGGAGACGGUAGAAGUGACGUUGAAGUUCACGUAUGUGGAGAAGUACCCAGACGAGCCGCCGCUAUGGGAGAUCUACUCCCAGGAGAAUCUGGAGGACUCCGACGUGGAGGACAUUCUAGCUCUGCUUCAGCAGCAGGCCGAAGAAAACCUCGGCAUGGUGAUGAUAUUCACCUUGGUGACGGCAGUCCAAGAAAAACUAAACGAAAUAGUCGAUCAAAUUAAGAGCAGAAGAGAGGAGGAAAAGAGAAGGAAAGAACGGGAGGCAGAGGAAGCCGAGAAGAAAGAGUUUCAAGGUACCGUGGUCACAAUUGAGAGCUUUCUGUCAUGGAAGGCAAAGUUUGAACAAGAGAUGAUGGAGCUGAAGAGGAAAAAGCAAAGAGAGGAGGAGCAGGCAGGGAAGACAAAACUCACAGGAAAACAGCUCUUUGAAAGAGAUCACAAUCUUGACACAUCGGAUAUUCAGUUCUUGGAAGACGCUGGAAACAGCGUGGAAGUGGACGAAUCCCUCUUCCAGGACAUUGAUGAUUUGGAACUGGAUGAAGACGACCCUGACUUUGAUCCUUUGGCUCUUGGCAGCGAUGAGGAUUAAACCAGUGUCACACUGACAUCUCUGGACAGUUCGACCCUGAAUUUGUAGAAAUCUGUAUCUAUGAACGACCCCUGCAAUAGAAGGUCCUGUUCACGUUGCCACAAACUGCCUUUCUGAUCAUCGAAAAACACACCCAUAAUCUCAAUGAAACUUUCAAAAUCAGUCAUUAUUUCUAACUUUUAUGCCAUUAAAUGCCACCAGUAUAAACUUU
Chanos chanos (milkfish) is the source of this 986-nucleotide messenger RNA. It is a transcript of the gene rwdd1, whose product is annotated as RWD domain containing 1. The transcript has 7 exons. NCBI's taxonomy places the organism in Eukaryota, Metazoa, Chordata, Actinopteri, Gonorynchiformes, Chanidae. Gene Ontology annotation, molecular function: protein binding. The record is from RefSeq and is a predicted model, not a curated record. The coding region runs from base 53 to 775 and encodes 240 amino acids.